Messenger RNA from Electrophorus electricus (electric eel), 2724 nucleotides. It is a transcript of the gene mtdhb, whose product is annotated as metadherin b. Gene Ontology annotation, biological process: negative regulation of apoptotic process; positive regulation of angiogenesis; regulation of transcription by RNA polymerase II. Gene Ontology annotation, molecular function: transcription coregulator activity. The record is from RefSeq and is a predicted model, not a curated record. Lineage: Eukaryota; Metazoa; Chordata; Actinopteri; Gymnotiformes; Gymnotidae. Gene Ontology annotation, cellular component: nucleus.
UCGAAGAAGAGGUCGACCGCUGCAGACGUCAGUAAACUAGAGUAACGGGAUUUUUAUUUGAUUGAUUAAUAACAUGUUUUAGUUUUAUGAUCGAUUAUUCCAAACACGCGUUGAAAUGGCACGGAGCUGGCAGGAGAUGGCUUCACAGCAAGUCGAGCAGAUGGCGAGUUCGCUGAGAGAGUUGUUUUCGGCUGGCCUCGUCUUUCUUCAUUCUGAACUCGGAGUAGAUUUGGGACUGAAGCUCGAUCUUUACCCACCAUGGGUUAUCCUCUUAACUGCGUGGCUCGGCCUGUGUCUUGUGCUGAUUUUGGGGGUCUCCGUUUGCCGUGGUAUUCCGAAAAGGCUGUCCAGCCCGUUGACGGCGAGGGAAAUCCCAGAAAAUAUUACGCCAGAACCGACGAAGGCAGAAAAACCCGACGAACCGAAGAAGAAGAGCAGAAAAAAAGCUAGCGAUAAGAAGCCUCAGCGAAAUGGCCUUGCAGUUGAACCGCAACCAGAAGUCACUUCAGCAGCACCUCAAGGCCAGGAUCCGCCCGAGGUUAAGACUGAUAAGGUCAAGAAGAAUAAGAAAAAGGCCAAAGCCCCAGCAAAAGAAACAAAGUCCUGCAGACCCACGGAGCGCAAAGAGCCAGAUGAAGCUGGUAACUGGGAGACUAAAGUCAGUAACCGUGAGAAACGGCAGCGGCGGAAGGAUAAGGGUGCGGGUGAUGGAUCAAGCAGCCCUGGAGGACCGGAGCCUGUCACCAUGGUUGCCACUGCUGAGCAACCCAUAAUGGAUGCAGAGGAAGCAAAAAUCACAAUCCCAUCAUCCAUCAGCAUCAAAACAAGUAGCAGCAAUCCAGCCAUCUCUACAGGGCAGAGGAAAGAGUGUGCCAUGGCUGAGGUUCCCCGUGCUGUCCUGCCACAAGUGAAUUCUGCUUGGGAGGAGCCCUCACCCAUCAACAGAUCAAGCUGGUGCGCGCCCCUCUCCGCCCAGGUGGCCAGCAUUGCAGCAGACACCUGGAAAAGCAUGGGCCCGCCCUCCGAGCGCCAGGAGCCCGAGCCCACCGUCUGGCCUCAGGAAAUGGAAGGUUCGUGGACAAUUGUGGAUGGAUCUCAUAUUCCUGUCUCCUUUCCAGGACUGACUGCAGUUGUUGAAGCACAGGCUGUUUCCAACCUUUCCUGGACCUAUCCAUCUGCGCUAGAUGAGUGGUCUGGGCUGAACUGUGGCUCUGCGGACGCUGCAUCUGAUUGGAAUGCGCCAUGUGAAGAGUGGGGAAACUACGAGGUGCAGCCACCAGAGGGCGCGGUGUCCCAAGAGGAGCCGACAUUAGCGGAGGUGCAGGAAUCCGACGCUGAAAAAGACAAAGAUGAAACUACAGCUUCUGGCAGCAGCAAAGGCAAGAAGAAGAAGAAGAGGAAGAAGAGGCAGGAGGAAGCUGGAUGUGGUGCUCAGGUGGAAGGUGAGGUGGGUGUGGCCAAAGAUCAUGACACUGCAGGGGAUGUUUUGCCUAAAAUGGUCAAGAUUAGUUUGAUUCUGCUGAAGAAUAACAAAGUGAGUUCUGUUGAAGAAUACAAAGAGCAGGAAAGUGCGGUGUCCAGUGCUGCACCAAGGCCUCCCGAACCCAAGGCUUCCAUCAAGAGCACAGCUACACCUGUACAAAGAAAACCAGAGGACAGCUGGGAGUCUCCUAAACAGGUCAAAAAGAAGAAGGCAAGAAGGGAAACAUGAGUGUUGAGGUGUGUGUGUAGUUGUGUGUGUGUGUGUGUAUGUCCUGAAAAGCUGUAAUUGCUGAAAUGUUGAUAUGCAAACUUUUGGUUGUACUGAAUUUCUUAAUUAUUGACUUUGUUUGUUUUUAAUACUCUGGAAUCAGCCAUUGCCAGUAUUGAUUGGGGUCUGACAGUAGCUGAUCCAUCUGGCUGCAUUCAGACAAUGCAUUAUGUAACAUAUCAGUAGGACCCAUGACUGGACACUUAAAAAAAAAACAACAACAACAUGUUGUGGGUCCAACACCCUUUGAGCUAUGUUAAUUCUAAUUAUACAGUGAGACUGGAAUUUUUACGUGCAUUGGAGUUUUCUGAGCCGAACUCAAUGGGGGGGGGGGAGCUUGGGAACACUUAAGACUUAAGAAUUCCUGAACUAUGAGUAAAGGGCAGGAGCUGAAGCAGUGCCCCUACUGUUUCUUUUAUUUGUGCUGUAAAAUCUUUUUGUAGACACCUUUACUCAGAAAAUAACAAAAGCCAUAUGUGAAAAUUUAAAAUGUUUCAUAAAGUUAAUAGAUGUUAAUAGUCUGUUAAGCAGUGUACAUUCAGUUUGAAAUUAUUUUGUCACCCUUGUGAAAAGCAAUUAACCAUUUGUACACUGAUGUUUUGCAUGUGUUUGUUUUUAAAAGGUGACAGUGCUCAGUGUUUAUGCACAGAUUGUAACUCAUUGGUCAUUACAGCUCAGGAGCUACAGAUGUAAAGUAUAAUGAAAAAAAUGCCAUGCCACUAUGGUUUAAGAGCCUGUGUAGAGGAAAUCAGAAAAUCUCAUUAUGUUGAGCGACAUUUCCCUUCAAAAUCGUUGUAGUGUUGGCCAAAUGCUUGUGAACCACUGUGAAAAGACUGUGUCAGAAGUCUGAUGCCUUAAUGGCAUGUGUGCAAAGCGACAGCAACAAAUGACUGUCCAUUGCAUGCGAUUUCCUCCUGUCAGUAAUAUCAGUCGAGUCUCCUUAAAAAGUUACAUUAUAAACAUGGUUUCUUUAA